Messenger RNA from Rhodamnia argentea, 1395 nucleotides. RefSeq names its product cancer-related nucleoside-triphosphatase homolog. Gene Ontology annotation, molecular function: ATP hydrolysis activity. Lineage: Eukaryota; Viridiplantae; Streptophyta; Magnoliopsida; Myrtales; Myrtaceae. The transcript has 4 exons. The coding region runs from base 544 to 927 and encodes 127 amino acids. The record is from RefSeq and is a predicted model, not a curated record.
UCUCUCUGCUAUGAAAAUGAAGUGACGUAGAGUUAUAGAAUAUUCAUUUCAUGGCGGGGCGGAUCGAUCAUAGUCAGGAAAUUGGAUGGAUUGCUACGACAUAUGAUCAUUGAGCCAGUAAUUUAUCGAGUUCUUGCAUAGAAUUCGAUGCGGAACCUCGGUGAAAUGGUGCUCAAUUUCUGCACAUUUCUUUUGAUGCAUUGCUGUGAUUCAAAGAGAGCAGUGGUUGGUUAAAUUCUGCAGCUUGAACCGAUUGCAUAUCCAAUCUCAUCUGGUCCUUGAUUGGAACGAUGAUUUGAGUCUUCAUGGUCAGCAAAAUGCGUGAUCCUAUAAGGCUAUGCCCAUUGCAUCCUGUGAUCGCUCGCACAAAGCCCCCUACUAGUAGUGACAGCACGAAGCCAUUGUGAGAAGUGUUUGAUUUGCCAGAUGUGUUUCUUUGAAUGUGAGAGAAAGAAACAUCAUAGCAAAUGGUAAUUUAAAACGCAUAUGCUGUUUUCCAUCAUCAAGAAGCUGGUUAUUUUAGCGAAAGCAUCAAAUUGCUGAAUGGUCCCUGGCCAAAAAAUUAAGUGCUUAGAUUCUCUUAGAUGGCCAACCGUUGGGAGGUACAAAGUAGAUAUAGCUUCGUUCGAGUCACUUGCUUUACCGGUGUUGCAGGUCAAGGAAGAUACCAAUCUCUUCAUCAUUGAUGAAGUUGGUAAGAUGGAGCUAUACAGUUCAUCAUUUUUCCCAGCUGUCCUGAAGGUUCUACAGUCCAAUGUCCCGCUUUUGGCAUCGAUUCCCAUUCCAAGAAACGGUCGCGACAUACCCGGAGUUGCACGGUUGAGGAAUCAUCCAGGAGCGGAAGUUUUCACCGUGAGCGCAAGUAAUAGAGAUGCUGUUAGAGAAGAAAUAUAUUCCAAGCUACUCGACUUACUCCCCAAGCAAUAGGUUAAGCACGAGGUUGGGGUUUCAACCCUCAUCAGGCGUACCAACUUGCCUUGUGACAUGCUGACGGAAUGGUAAUUGUCCGUUAGCCCGAGCUGGUUCAAUUUUUAUCUCAUCUUGAAGAAGCGGAUUUUUGUGCUAUAUAAGGUAAUUCUACAAGACAGAUAUACUCAAGAAAUCUGACAAUUGCAAGAAAUCUGACAAUCGGUUGAAUUACUCUAUGAACAUUGGGAUUUUGUUUUAUUCCCAGAACUUGCAGUAUCUUAGCAGUCACUUUGUUCGACCUCCAUCCCUGAUGGAAGUGCAAAUUGAUUUACGUGCACUGUAGUCACAUGGAAAGUUUUUAGAUGUGGAUAUACCAUAACAUUAUAAAAGUUAGUAGUCAUUAAACUCUCAUGCAUUGUCCGGAAGGCAGGGAACCUUUUUCUUGAUGGUAUGUGGUCAGGAAUCUCACUCGCAUGAAUUCAUGCA